Messenger RNA from Pelecanus crispus (Dalmatian pelican), 1191 nucleotides. The record is from RefSeq and is a predicted model, not a curated record. Lineage: Eukaryota; Metazoa; Chordata; Aves; Pelecaniformes; Pelecanidae.
CACCUUAUUUUUGUGGUGGCUCAAUCUCAAAUUCCUCUGGGAUGCUGCAGAGUCCAUUCUAUCCUGGAAGUUAUCCAAACAACGCUGACUGUGUGUGGGAAAUACAAGUAGAGAACAAUUUCCGUGUUAUGCUCACAUUUAGAGACAUUGCGAUGCAAAGCGACAGAUGCCAGUAUGACUACAUUGAAGUCUAUGAUGGGCCUCCACACUCUUCCCCGCUUCUUGGGAGACUUUGUUCUGGUUUCUUUCCCACAUACGUAUCCUCUUCAAACAUGAUGACCAUUCGCUUUCACAGCGAUUCUAGAUACACCUUCAGGGGGUUUCAGGCUCACUACUCCUCCAUUCCAUCAGAUCACAACACUACCCUUCUGUGCUUGCCAGACUACAUGCAUGCAGUGGUUAGCAGAGACUAUCUCCAGUCUCAAGGCUACUCGGCUCAGAUGGUCACCCUGAAUGACAAUUUCUGUAAACCAACAGUCACGUCACACGAGGUUAUAUUCAACAUUCCCUACAAUGGCUGUGGGACGCUACGAGAGGAGCACAAUGAUACAAUCAACUAUUCCAACAUGAUCAGAGUUACAUCUUCUGGGCACAUAAUCAAGAGGAAGAAGAACAUUCACUUACAUAUCAGUUGCAAAAUGCUACAGAACACAUGGAUGCAAAUAAUGUAUGUUGCUGAGGAUACCAUAGACAUGAAUGAAAAUCAGUUUGGAAGAUAUGACAUGAAUAUCACUUUUUAUGAUUCCUCAUUGUUCUUGCGGCAAGUGCACGACUCCCCAUACUACAUUGACUUGAACCAAAAUCUGUACCUUGAAGCCUAUCUUCACAGCUCUGAUCCAAAUCUGAUCGUGUUUGUGGACACAUGUGUGGCAUCACCUGAUCCUUAUGAUUUUAACACUCUGGCCUAUGAUAUAAUCAAGAACGGAUGUGUUAGAGAUUCUUCCUAUGCCACAUACUACUCCCCCUACAGCCACAUUGCUCGGUUCAAAUUUAAUGCCUUUGAGUUCAUUAGCCGCCAUACGUUAGUCUACCUGCAGUGUGAGCUGGUGGUGUGCAGGCUCGGUGACUAUUCCUCCCGCUGCUACCAGGGCUGUAUUAACAGGUCCAAGAGAGAUACAAAUUCUGCCCAGGAAAAUGUGAAAGUGGCUGCCGGACCACUUCAGCUUCUAGAAGGGGGUGCUCAGAGUAGGA